UUGCACUGCCAGAGAGUCAAAGUUCAAAUCUGAUAUCUAUUUCUAGUCAUGGAAGUAAUACAGCAACAGUCAAGAAAUUAAAUGUACACUACUCUUUGGUUCCAUCCUACUCUGCCAUUGAAUCUAAAGGUUUUAUCAUAAACACCUCCGUGACGUCAUCGGUACUAUCCUUGUCCGAAUAUCGUUUGUCAUCAGACACGACAACAGUGUUUCCCAUGGACAAGCUUUCUACGAACUAUAUCAUAUCAACAGCGACACCGUCGGGUAGCAAUUUAGACACCGGAAGUCAUUUCACUGUUGCUUCAAUGAAAGACAACACUCAUGUCAGUAUAGAGUUUGUAGCUGAUCAUGACACAACGAUACUGCUUCAGGGAAGAAGUUACAAAAGAGGAGACACAUUUAAUAUCAUUUUAAACCGGUUUCAAACUUUCCAAAUCGGACAUAAGGCAGAUAUGACGGGCACUACGAUCCGUUCUUCCAAUCCGGUUGCAGUCUUUGCAGGAAAUAGGUGCAAUACUGUGGGAUACCAUGGGUACUGCAGUAUGCUCAUGGAAAUGGUCCCACCAAUUGAAAAAUUAGACAAUGUAUUCAUCGUACCCCCAAAUAUCCACAGAUUUCAAUCGAAUAUACGCAUUGUGUCGGCAGUGAAAACUGAUAUUAAAUAUAGCACCAAGGAAACAUCUACGAAGACAUUUCUUUUGAAAAAUCGGUUUGCUGAAUUCCUUGUUCGCGAAGACGAAAUAGGUGUCAUAAUUUCUACCAAAUCUGUAUCAGUAAACAGUAUUGCAUUGUCUUCAACCGAGGCUAAAAAAUAUGGCGAUACAUUCAUGGUCACAAUUCCUGGAAUUAAUCAGUAUCUCAACACGUACACCAAUUUCGUGCCUACAGGAUAUAAUUUUAGCUCCGCUACUUUUAUGGUAAAAAAUGAAUCUCUUAGAAAUCUUCAAAUCAACGGAACAAAUAUCAACGUAGAGAGCUGUCUUUUUAACUCCUCUGUUUCAGUAGGAAGGGAUCUUUACAUCGUUUGUACCGUAAGUGUUCCAAGUGGAGCUAUAGACGUACAGACCUCUGAUGGGUCUCGGUUUGGUUUUAUCGUUACUGGUCAACGCAAACACGAUGGUCAUGGUUACACUGGAAACGCACUGUUAACCUCUGACUGUGAGCUAUAA
Molecule: messenger RNA, 1169 nt
Organism: Saccostrea cuccullata (small rock oyster)
Lineage: Eukaryota; Metazoa; Mollusca; Bivalvia; Ostreida; Ostreidae
Product: IgGFc-binding protein-like
Exons: 1
Source: RefSeq, a predicted model, not a curated record